AUGCUCCGCCACUUUUCGACUUGCUCAACAGCCUUCCGCCGAGCACCGCUGCCUCCCAAGCUAUCCGCCGCACACGACCACCGACGUCCCCCGCCCCUCCACGUAUCCGACACGGUCAUCGACCGCAAAUCGCGCUUCCUCGGCCAUGCGGCGUCCGUGACAUGUCUCGCAGACGUUGCGGCCGUCAUCGACGUCCUUCUCCAAGACAAGAAGAUAGCGCGCGCAACUCACCCGGCCAUCUACGCAUACCGGAUAGGCAAGGAGUCUGGCUCUGACGACAGCGGCGAGUCACAGGCCGGAAACAGACUGCUCGCAAUGUUGGAGCAGCACAAGGCUGAGAACGCGCUCGUCGUUGUUACCCGGUGGUAUGGAGGCUCCCAUUUGGGAGCGGACCGGUUCCGCCGCAUCAAUGAGGCUGGACGUGGCGCCCUGCUGGCGGCGGGGCUGAUAUGA
This is a messenger RNA of Cutaneotrichosporon cavernicola, 453 nucleotides long. RefSeq lists its product as uncharacterized. Bases 1 to 453 code for a protein of 150 amino acids. Gene Ontology annotation, biological process: regulation of translational initiation; GCN2-mediated signaling. The record is from RefSeq and is a predicted model, not a curated record. Gene Ontology annotation, cellular component: cytoplasm. NCBI's taxonomy places the organism in Eukaryota, Fungi, Basidiomycota, Tremellomycetes, Trichosporonales, Trichosporonaceae. The transcript has a single exon.